Rosa chinensis is the source of this 1773-nucleotide messenger RNA. RefSeq names its product F-box/LRR-repeat protein At3g26922. The record is from RefSeq and is a predicted model, not a curated record. The transcript has 4 exons. Bases 104 to 1654 code for a protein of 516 amino acids. Gene Ontology annotation, molecular function: protein binding. NCBI's taxonomy places the organism in Eukaryota, Viridiplantae, Streptophyta, Magnoliopsida, Rosales, Rosaceae.
UAAUAAAAGGUGGUUGGGUAACGGGUAAAAGCCCAAAGGCCCAAAGCAAACUAGAUUAAUACUAAGAGGGAAAGCACAAACCUCUCAAUUUCUCCGACCUAAAAUGAAGAACAGAGGAUGCCGAACCUCUCAAUUCCUCCCUAACAAGAAGCAUGAGAAAAGAAGCAAGACGAAGAAAAAAGAAAACUUGGGAAGGAAACAGAAAGAUAAGGGUGAGUUCAGCUCUGGGGAUCGAAAUGGUGGGGUCGGCUAUGUGGAUAGAAUCAGUGACUUGCCGGAUGGCAUUCUUGUUAGUAUCUUGUCUUGCUUGCUUUUCAAUGAAGCAGCAGCUACUAGUGUCCUUUCAAGGCGGUGGCGGGAUCUGUGGGCAUCUACUAUGAAUCUCAACUUUGAAGAUGAGAAAAAUUCGAGGGAUUUCAUGGAAGUGAAGCCAAAUAUACAACACAGGAAGCGCCGUAGUUUUGUCAGUUUGGUGGAUCGCGCGGUGCAACAGCAUAUGGGUCCAUUGAUUGAACGGUUCAGGGCUUGCUUUUUUCUAGAUCGUCGCUUUGCACGAUCCAUUGAUGGAUGGAUUGAGUUUGCAAUAAAAAAGAGGGUUCAAAUACUUGAGCUGGAGUUUUCAGCAGCUAAUGUUAAGGAUAACUAUAUAUUUCCCCAUGAACUACUAGGUCUUGAAACAGGGUCUACUCGAAAGGACUUACAUUCUAGCAUCCCAAGUCGACACUUUUCUGAAUGCAGUAUGGGUUUCAAGUCACUAAAAAUUCUUAAUUUGCGACAUGUUAAUGUGGAUGGAGAAGUUCUUGAGUACUUAUUAAUGAACUGUCCAGUCGAAAGAAUAUCAGUGGUGGCAGCCAAAAAUCUGGUUGAUUUAAGAGUUGUUAGUCCAUCCAUUGGAUGGAAGUAUUUGGCAAUAGAAAAUUGUCCUGACCUCAAAACCAUUGAGAUCUGUAACGCAGACAUUGUUUCAUUUACUUACAUUGGAGUUGCUAUAAACCUGCUUCUGAGUAAUGUACCUUUGCUUGCUGAGGUAUCCAUUACUGAGCUCGAGAUUGAGAGCAACAACUUUUUCGAUUCUAUAACUAUAUCCGUAGAGCUUCCCUUCACCCAACUCUCAUGCUAUCUUUCUCAGCUGAAGUAUCUCACCAUGGAUAUCAGUGAAGCGGUCUACAAUCAGGAUUAUGUGUUUCCUAUAUUAGCAAAUCUCAAGUAUUUGGAAUUAAUAUGUGAACCACAUUAUGCGUCCUCUCUUCGUUAUUUGACUUCUUUCAUGAAGGCAUCUCCUUACUUGCAGAGACUUGUGUUGAAGAUGAAUAUCAUCACAUCGUGGUUGGAGGAGAUGGGAAUAGGAAAAACAGACAUGGAGGAGAUUGUGACAACAGAGCAAAUGGAGACUCUUGCCAAAUGCCCUCAUCAUGAGCUCAGAGUAAUAGAAAUAGUUGGGUAUCGUGCUCGUAGAUUUGCUGCUAAACAUGUCAUGCUUUUAUUAAAGAAUGCUGUUGCACUGGAGAAAUUUGUUAUUGAUCCUGUCCGGUAUCGGUCUCGUGGGCCGAGUAUGGUGAAGGAAGAUAUUGAUGAGGAAAUGAAGGCGAGAAAUCAUGCUAUGAAACACCUUAAGAAAAUUGUUCCUUCAACUGUAAACUUUGUAUGCCUGUAGUAAUUAAGUGUAUUGUCUAAAUGGUGUUUGUAUUCCAAACAUUAUGGUUUGUGCAAACAAGCUCGAGUUGAGAAUAUAUGGUCUUUCAUUAGAAAAUAAAAUGGAUCUAUUCUCUGUCU